Messenger RNA from Mesocestoides corti, 552 nucleotides. NCBI's taxonomy places the organism in Eukaryota, Metazoa, Platyhelminthes, Cestoda, Cyclophyllidea, Mesocestoididae. The record is from the annotation of a GenBank genome assembly.
AUGUCUGUGCCCUUUUCACCUGGUUGGAAUGACCCCCCAGCGCUGUCGAUUGAAAAUUCAGGCUACACGCCCUCGAGGCGGCAAAGAGUGCGUGUUUAUCACUCCGUCGAUGGUGUUGGAGCUGCCGGUCGACCUGCUGAAAAUAGCUAUCCCAAUGUUAACCAGCCCCUUCCACCUAUCGCGCCGACCCUCCCUCAACCAUCGGCAGUACUUCGAGACCAGCGAUUUCCACUGCAGACGUUUCCAUCGGUGAUGAGCCAGCAGACACUGCCCUCACAAGCUGUUACUUGUAACACAUCCACUCUUGCUAGACUCGCCGCUCAAAUUAAUGGGAUAUUGGGGGAUACCUCGCUGGAGAUUCCUGGAAAAGACGCAAUUUUGGCCUCCUUAUCUUCACUGCAGAAUGUGAUUUCAACAAACCGACUUUCACCUUAUGCCUGUGAAUUAGUCGAACAACUUAUUUCAUUCCUAGAAAGCAGGGACUUCAAACAAGCAGAGAACAUUAUUAAUUUGAUGGGCCAGCAACCGGAGGUACGUCGCAAAGCGCGGUGA